Molecule: messenger RNA, 1491 nt
Organism: Trichoderma harzianum CBS 226.95
Lineage: Eukaryota; Fungi; Ascomycota; Sordariomycetes; Hypocreales; Hypocreaceae
Exons: 3
Coding region: 1-1491 (496 amino acids)
Source: RefSeq, a predicted model, not a curated record
AUGUUUGCGUUAAUUUCCUUGUUGCACUGCUUCACGAUCGAGGCACGCUCUUCAUGUUCUCCGCCAGCGACAAGCCUUCACCUUUGCGCCAGGAGAGCGCAGCACUUGACUUUCCUUUUGCAUGCUUUGAUUCUUCGAUUUCUCGAUGCUGUGUUCUCUGCCAUGAUAGCCACCGCUGCCUCGCCUUCUCGAGAUGUGAAUGACGACAACGACGAUGAAUCGACUCAGCCUUUUUCCUCGCCUGGACGUCCAUUUGCAACGGAGCAAUUCGGUGACAAGGACGAACUGACUCAUUAUGACAACGGCGACAACAACGGCAACGGCAUCAGCGAAAAUGAUGAUGGCCAAGAACCAGUUGAGCCAGUUGCCGGUGACCAAAAUGGAGAGGCUUUCGAGGUGGACAUGACAUAUCGAAACAAUUUGUUGACUUGGCAAAAUCCCGAUGGCCAAAUGCAACGUGUUGAGGGUCUGAAUCUCGAUUUAUACUUGGACACGUCGACCAAUACAGCUAUUUUCAAAAUAUAUGGCUAUGUCUUGUUGAAAGGCAGUAAAUCCAAAAGCAGUAAACAAGCCGUUUACCUAUUCAUACAUCCCGAAACCAUUCAGUCCAUUACUCCGCAAACCGAACAUGCCGCUCCAUUGUCAGCUUUGAUACAGUCUGGGCCCAUACAUCACUCGCUCUGCUUCUCCCUGACGGCACAUCCACAUCUCGUUGUUCCCAAGAAUCUUAUUCUGGAAUCCCGACCAAAGACCAAAGCCCUUCUAGAUUCCAUACAAGCCCUCGCCACGGUGACGGCCUUCACUGUACAUCUCAGUAAUCUUGACACAGUCACAUCGACACAGGGAAUUUUGGAAUCGGUUGCUUCGACUUUUUCACUGUCGCAUAAUGACAACCGCCCGUCUACCAACACAAGGCGUGCCAAUCUCACAACGCUGUAUGCUGGUAGAGGAGGCGAAAUUGUCAAUGUAAAGAACGAUGUUGCCAAUACCGAAGCGUGUUUGCCUCCGUACAGUGAGCCUGCGCCCAGUCGUAGCCAUCAUUCCAAUAAGCGCAAGCGCGAUUUUUCCGACCAUGACUUUGAGCGCCCAUCCACAACCCAGGACCAAAUCCUACUCAUUCUCAAAAACAUUUGCACUCGCCUCGAUAGUAUAGAAGGCCGCAUGGUCAAGCUUGAAGAUAAAGUCUCAGAGGCAUUGGAUUCUACACACAGCCGUGGAGAGGAAGAGAGGCUAGAAUUAUUGGAAGAGGUUGAUCAUCGAAUCGAUGACUGUAUAACGGAUAUGAGGAUCGAAUCUCAAGAUAUAAUUGAAGAUCUUAAGGAUGAGGUUGAUGCAACUUUAGAACGACUGGAUAAUGAGGCGAGCGAGAGGAUAGAACGUUUGGAAACCGAUAUUGAAGAGAAUACAACAAAGGUCGUAGAGAAAUGCUUGAAAAGGAAAUUAACAAAUGCCAGCUUGCGAAUCGAUGGCUCAGUAUUUUUAGACCUCUAG